AUGACAGAGGAAGCACAGCAAAAGAUUCGCAAUUUGAUUGAGAUGGUCAUGGGGUAUGUGGUCGAACCGCAGCCGCUUUCGGUCCCCGCUGUCCCAGAGACGUUGGACGCCUUGGUCGAACAGUUGAACUCGAGCUUGACCCUGAAUGGUACCGAUAAUGUACCUUCACAAGAGCAGCAGGAACAGCAUGACGAAGAAAACUGGGAUGGGGAAGCAUUUGGCGUUCGUCUUGCCGGCCUCGGAAAGCUCCUCUCGAACGAUGUGACCAAGGCAACACUAGCAUGUAAACCUCCAGCAGAGACAAAGACUGUCAUUGGCAUGGUGGAUGCCCUUGGAGAGACAUGCUUCCGUCUUGCGGGAUUCGUGGAUUCGAUCCCUGUAAAGAUCGCAGGACAGACAUAUAAGCGUGAGAUCCAAACAUUGGCGAACGACAUCUUCCUAGCGACUGCAGGACUCAUGAACGAAUUUUUGGACAACAAGAUCGAGAGGGUGGCUCAGAUCCAGCAACGAAAACUGAGCACUCAGGGCGCAGUUCAUGGCUUGAGUAAAGGCACCAAAGAUGAGGUAUCAUCUUCAGAAAGCGGAUCGUCAAAGAAUGACGGAUACUUGGUCAAAACAGGAAUUGUGUGGGAGGCAUGUGAAAUCUUUGAGCAGGCAAGCCGAUCGAAUAGACAAGCAGUGGCUAAGAAGUGGGGCGAUAUGAUGUUGACAAUGGAGGAUGCGAUCGCAGAGGUCAAGGAGAUGAUCGAAUCCAACGACGACAGGAAGGAUCGGAAUAUUGAGAACGAUGAGGACGAGGAUGAUAGUGGGAACGAGAGCGACGAUAGUUGGAAUGGCGACGAAAAGAUGACGGAAGAGGAGAAGCAAUUGAGCAUUCGCGCAAACACCUUGUUGAAGUUGACAAGGCUGUUGUUCAAGAAACUGCAGCAGCGGUGCCUCGACACACAGCCAUCCUUCACUGUUGCCACCUCUUCGUCAUCGUCAGAUUCUACAAUAGCAACAGCAUCUGUCGCAACACCCUCAACAAAUGCGCUCAAGCCAUCAGAUCUUGCUAGGAUGUGGGACCAGCUGUAUGACCGCACUGGAGGGAUUGUGGCCCUGGCAGAUGAGAUUGCGACCUCGCUUUACAGUCCACAGGACCAGUCUGCUAUCACUGCGCUGUUGCAGGAGCUGAACCGCAAGAAUCACGAUUGCAUCCUUGUUGGACGAUUGUUUGUUCGUGGUCAGGCGGAGCAUGAGAAAUGGCUGGAUAUGUGCGAGGCUCAAGCAAAGAAAAUCCUGGACACUCUUCAUUAG
Molecule: messenger RNA, 1296 nt
Organism: Gamsiella multidivaricata
Lineage: Eukaryota; Fungi; Mortierellomycota; Mortierellomycetes; Mortierellales; Mortierellaceae
Exons: 2
Coding region: 1-1296 (431 amino acids)
Biological process (GO): regulation of cell cycle
Cellular component (GO): nucleus
Source: RefSeq, a predicted model, not a curated record